Myotis daubentonii (Daubenton's bat) is the source of this 876-nucleotide messenger RNA. RefSeq names its product MAS related GPR family member G (gene MRGPRG). Gene Ontology annotation, molecular function: G protein-coupled receptor activity. Gene Ontology annotation, cellular component: plasma membrane. Lineage: Eukaryota; Metazoa; Chordata; Mammalia; Chiroptera; Vespertilionidae. Gene Ontology annotation, biological process: G protein-coupled receptor signaling pathway. The record is from RefSeq and is a predicted model, not a curated record.
UGUCUGCCGCCGCCGCCAUGUUCGGGCUGUGGCGCACCGUCGCCAGCGCGGUCCUCUACCUCACCCUGGCCGUGGGCCUCGGGGGGCUGCUGGGCAACGGGCUGGUCCUCUGGCACCUGGCCUUCCGCAUCCGGAAGGGCCCCUUCGCCGUCUACGCGCUGCACCUGGCGGCCGCCGACGUCCUGCUCCUGGGCUGCCAGGUGGCCUUCUCGGUGGCGCGGGCCGCCCUGGGCGCGCGGGCCGCCCUGGACUUCCCGGUCACCUUCCUGGCCUUCGCCGCGGGGCUCGGGCUGCUGGCGGCCUUCAGCCUGGAGCUGUGCGUGGCCGAGGUCCUCCCCUCCUGCCACGCGGGCUGCCGGCCGCGCCACACGUCGGGCGCGGUGUGCGGGCUGCUCUGGGCGCUGACGCCGCCCGCCGUGCUGCUGCCCGCCGACGCCUGCGGCCUCCUGCGCCGGGGCGCGCGCCCGGGGGCCUGCGCGGGGCUCCACGCGGCCAGCGUGGCCUGGCUGCUGGCGCUGGUCUGCGCGGCCUGCGGCGCCGGCCUCGUCCUCCUCGUCUGGGCGGCCUGCUGCUCCUCGCGCCCGCGGCCCCGCUUCUUCGGCCCGGUGCUGGGCUCGGCGCUGCUGCUGGCACUCUGCGGGCUGCCCUACGUCCUCUACUGGAGCCUGCGGCCCCUGCUCAGCCUGCUGCCCCCCUUCCUGCCGCUGGCCGGCCUCCUGGCCUGCGUCCCCCCCAGCGCCCGGCCGCUCCUCUACUUCGUGGCCGGCCGCCAGCCCGGGCAGCGCCAGCCUCUGCGGGCCGUUCUGGAGAGGGCGCUGGGGGACGGCGCCCCGCGGGGGCCCGGGGGGCUGGCCCUGCCCAUGGGCACCGUGUAGG